This is a messenger RNA of Pogonomyrmex barbatus (red harvester ant), 762 nucleotides long. RefSeq names its product ADP ribosylation factor-like 4 (gene Arl4). Gene Ontology annotation, molecular function: GTP binding; GTPase activity. The record is from RefSeq and is a predicted model, not a curated record. Lineage: Eukaryota; Metazoa; Arthropoda; Insecta; Hymenoptera; Formicidae.
AUUUCAAAAAUAAUGAAAAGAGAAAAACAGAAUACGCCAUAGUUUGAUCAAUACCAAAAAUAGACAUUGGCAUUGACUCUAAUCAAAAACAAGGUCAAACUUAUUAGAAGAGAUACUUCAAGUCGCACCUGUAUCUCGCGCAAAACCGGUUGAGACGCGCUAACCGUGGAAUGCGCUUGCUUUUCAGAUGAUGCGGUAGUGGACAGCCUCGCAGUGGCGAGUCCUUUUAUGGAUAUCGAAGAUUGAAUUUGAGAGAAAAAAAAAAUUUACGUACAGAACGGAGGAGAAAAAGGAAUCUAGAUGCUAGGUCGGAUCAAAACGAAUUAGAAGAGAGAAAGAGUUAUUAACAGAAGGAAGAAAAGGGAACGAGAUAGAGAAAGGAAAAGAGAAAGAGAAAGAGAGAGAGAAAGGAGUGAUAGUGGGGGGGAGGGAUGGGCGCUGGGAUGGGCAGGAGCGGCACAAGCGGUGGUCUGCUUGAGGCACUUCCAACGGGAACUCCACUUCACGUGGCAAUGCUCGGUCUCGAUAGUGCUGGGAAAACAACUGCUUUGUACAGACUCAAAUUCGAUCAGUAUCUCAACACUGUGCCGACCAUUGGUUUUAAUUGCGAGAGAAUUCGCGGCGGCAUUGGAAAAGCUAAAGGUAUGUCCCGUCAUAAUGUCUCUGUCACCUCUUUUAUUCCUUCCCAUUUUUCUAAUACUCGACGUAUUUUAAAACCAACAUUCUUGGAUUUGCAUGUUUAAUGGCAGGCUCUUUGAAAUU